Peniophora sp. CBMAI 1063 is the source of this 1557-nucleotide messenger RNA. The record is from the annotation of a GenBank genome assembly. NCBI's taxonomy places the organism in Eukaryota, Fungi, Basidiomycota, Agaricomycetes, Russulales, Peniophoraceae.
AUGGCAGGCUCUUUGCUUCCUGGCUUCGGCCCGCCAAGAGUUACACAACCCGGUCCACUCGUCAAGGAGAUACAUCUGAGCAUUCAUCUUGACGGGUGCAAAGGACUACCUCGAUCGACGCUUUCGGCCGAAGGUUCUGCGCCUCGAGAGUUCUUUGUCGGAAUUUGGUAUAUCUCGAGCCGAGGUGUGGACUCAGUCCCCUCCUCGAACGUUUAUGAGGGUACAGGCUGCCACCAAGGCACGGUACGAUGGGAUGAGACGCUAUAUAUUACCUGCCUUGACCACAGUAUCAUUCAAAUAUACUUAUUUGAUGGGGAAUACAACGAAAUCGCCGAGUGUGUCUGCCCUGCUGGAGAUCUGUUACAAGUUUCUUCCAUAACCCUUCCACCGCUAUCAUGGACCCCAUUUCGCCACGAGACCACUAUAGAAUGCACUCUCUAUAUCUCCGCCUCCACAGUUCCCACCGAUGCCGAAGAAGAAAACUGCGAACUCGACGACGAAAGCAGUGUGGUGUCUAAAGCUAAAGAUGCUCACUCGGGAUUGCGAUCGACAGCAAUCUCAUGGGAAGCUGCUUUUCGUGGACUAUCCUCUUUUGCGGGAGCCGUCUCUCGAGCAAAUUUUGUGAGAACUCCCGUCCACGAUACAUUCUGUACCCAGCUCUAUGUCCACGAAGCAUACCAGGCAUGCAGUACUCGACAAUUCAAUAACCCGCAAAUCACCAAUUUAGUCGAUACCUUCAUGAACGCUGUCAAUACAUGUGUACAGGUUCGAUUCAUGCGUAUGCUGCAGAGCAAGGAUUGCCUCGGGCAAAUCGCUAGGCAACUAUAUUGGCUAUCUGAUCUCAUGUAUUAUCGUGCCAAUAAUCGAGACCCCGAUUUCCCUGACGAAUAUCGCGAACAAGAGCUAGCAAGACUCGUCUUAAUCUUCGUCACACCGGACCCGCCUACCGGGAUCAACAGCACUUCCACCGGCGGCGAUUGGACCGCAAUCUACGGGACUAUCGCCAAGGACGUGCUCCUUUGUGCACUAGAUGCCCUAGCCCAGUCUUCCGACGCCCUCUCGCCAUUGAAGAGCGUCGCCGGAGGACUGAUGUUCUUUGUGACCUGGGCAGACUUGGUAUCGAGCAAUAAGGAGGAUAUCCGCGAGAUGUGCGAGCGCAUCGGCAGUCUCGUGGAGUACUUCAAGCUCGUGAUCACGGACGGCUCUCCGCUCAGCCCUGCGCUGGACAACACAAUCAAGACUCUCGCGAGGGAUAUCAACAAACUGAAUGGGGCGGUGGAAGAGAUCGUCGCCGAACGCAAGAGCCGCCUCAGGCGGUACGUCAGCGCGAAGAAACACCAGAGGAAGCUCGAAGGCGUCGCCAGGAAGUUGGACGAAGCUCGCGGCAACUAUACCGCGGCCGUGGUCACACUGAACGCGACGACGAUCGCGAACGUGAAUGCCCACGUACAAGCUUAUACGCUUCUCGUAGGAGCAACUCCAAUGCACCUUCCGGGAACGCGGCGUGCGGACGUUUCCAGCUUUCCCGUCGGUGUAGCUCGCAUCGAGGAGGCUUGA